AUGAUCGAAUCAAACGAAACUGAGGAACUUAAGACUGAAUCAACAAAAUCAAUCAAAGAAUUUAAGGAUGACUAUAUUUCACCGAUCUAUCAUUUAAACGCUAAUGUCAAGCAUUGCAUUGAGAAGCUUUCAAACCAAUCUGAUAAUCUAAAUCAUUCAGAUUUAUUAGAGCCUUUACGUAAAGAGCUUAUUAGAAUAAAACUACAAGCAAAAGAAACCUCUCAAAGCUUACAACAUGAACAAGAAAUGAUACAAUUAGAAUUAAAAAUGCCAUCAGAAUCUGCUGAAGCGCCUGAUGUAAAAAAUCAGUAUUCCGAUAUCGGAAUACCUGAAGAAGCUAUGCUUAUGGAAUGGCCAAAUAAGAGCUUAAAAGAGGCAAUUUUACAAGAAUUCUUAAGCCUAGACAACCAGUACAAAGAGCGAUUAAACCAAUUAAAGGAACAACAUCAGCAAAUUUUAAAAUCAAGGUUAGGCGAUUGGUCAGAAGAGAAUCACUUGCAAUUCGUAAUGCUUCGAGAGCAAUAUCCGACAACCAUGAGAAAUAGAAGAAAGUUGCUCCUAGAUCGGAUAAAGCGUCAGUUACCGACUAUAUCCGUUUUAGAAUUUGAUAAACAUGAGCGUUGGUGGAUCGAAUAUAACUGGUAUCAUGAACGGCGAACUGAACUGCUACAUAGCUGGUCUCGAUCGCGUAAUGAAUUAUUAAUUAAAAGCAAAGCUCUACUAGCUGAUGCUUGGUCAAAUAAUGAAGUAAUUAAAGCCAAGGAAGUGGCAAUAAGACAGCAAGAACGUCUUUGUCAAGAAUUACACCAAAAAGUUUGUAUAACUAAUUAA
This is a messenger RNA of Trichoplax adhaerens, 831 nucleotides long. RefSeq lists its product as uncharacterized. Lineage: Eukaryota; Metazoa; Placozoa; Uniplacotomia; Trichoplacea; Trichoplacidae. The transcript is spliced from 6 exons. Bases 1 to 831 code for a protein of 276 amino acids. The record is from RefSeq and is a predicted model, not a curated record.